CCAGGCUGGCAGGUGAGACCCCCAGCCUCCGUGGUCGGGGUGGGAGGGCUCCAGGCUCAGCUGGUGCCCCUUGUCACAGCCCAGAGACGAAGCCCCAGGCCGACUUUGCCCGCCAGGGUCUUGGAAGCCCCGGGCUAGUUCUGACCUUCUGGAAACUGAUGUCUUCACUCAUUUGUCCCUGGACUGUGAGGCUGGGGUCCCUAAGUCAUUCUAAGAAUCUGGGGGUUCAGGGCACUCUCAGGGUCCCCUGCUGAGCCUCACCCCGUGGCUUCCGGUCUGAGACACAGCAACCCUGGACAUGUGUCCUGGGAACUGGAGCCGCCCUGGGCACCUGGGAGGCCCAAGCAGUCAAGCCCAUGGCUCCCCGGGGUGGGAGCGUCAGGAUUCCUGGGAAUCUGGGGUGCCUGGGAAUCCUGCCAUCCCUGCUAUUGUCCUGGCCCUCUGGGAACUGGGGGUGCCUUGGCCACCAGGAGCACCCUGGUCUUCGGGACCAUGAUUCCUUGGCAAGUCCCAGCCUCUGGGAAUGAGGGGGACCCCGGGCAGAGCACAGUGACCCUCGCCCAGGGCCAUGUGUGUCCAGGUCCCCAACUGGAUGGCGGAUGCCCUGGAAACUGGGCUCCUUGGCCUCCAGUCUGCAACCGCUCCUUCCCGCACCUGGCGUGGGACAGCCGAGGUCCCUGGAAACGGGGGUGGGCCCGGGCAGAAGGUAAGUCCCCUGCAGAAGGGGACGCCCGCUCUCAUCCCCCACCUCCCAGGUUCUACGUAAACCUGCUCUGCGGCGAGGAGCCGGGCAGCGAGGCCGCCCUGCAUUUCAACCCGCGGCUGGACGAGUCCUCGGUGGUCUUCAACAGCCUGGAGCACGGAGCCUGGGGCCGAGAGGAGCGAGGCCCGGGCAUUCCCUUCCAGCGCGGGCAGCCCUUCGACGUGCUGCUCAUCACCACCGACGAAGGCUUCAAGGUGGUGGUCGGGGACCUGGAGUACCACCACUUCCGCCACCGGAUGCCGCCGACGCGCGUGCGUGCGGUGGAGGUGGGCGGCGACCUGCAGCUGGAGCUCGUGAAGAUCUUCUGAGCCCUGGCGGGGGGCGCGUGGUGGGUGGGCCGCAGGGCUCUUGGCCGCCAAUAAAGUCUUCGUCCGUCAUCG
Molecule: messenger RNA, 1143 nt
Organism: Sus scrofa (pig)
Lineage: Eukaryota; Metazoa; Chordata; Mammalia; Artiodactyla; Suidae
Source: RefSeq, a predicted model, not a curated record